Molecule: messenger RNA, 3204 nt
Organism: Salvia miltiorrhiza (redroot sage)
Lineage: Eukaryota; Viridiplantae; Streptophyta; Magnoliopsida; Lamiales; Lamiaceae
Exons: 8
Coding region: 482-2602 (706 amino acids)
Molecular function (GO): protein binding
Source: RefSeq, a predicted model, not a curated record
UAUUCCUGAUAUAUGUAUAUGGAGAGAGAGAGAAAAUUUCGGUGAGUAAAUUGGGGCAUAAUUGCAGAGAAUACUGUUUAGCACACGCACUGUUACACACACAACACACACACAAACGGAGCUCGCAAUCUCGUUUCUCGGGCCAUCCAUUCACGGAUAUCAAGGAAUUUCUGCCUUUUUCAUUUUCCAUUUUUAGAUUAUUUUUUCACCCUCUUUUUUGGCCCCCUUAAUUUUUCCAUGAGCUAUGAUUUUUCUCGAAUUCCCAUUUUCUUUAAUGGGCAGUCCUAUUUGUUGCUCCCUUUCUACUUUGUAGAGAGAGAAACCAAACCCCUCGAUCCCUCUGUUCUAAUUCGAUCUCAUAAAUCUGAAUCAAACCCAUGUUUUAUAUUGGAAAGCAAUAAGCACAUUGCCUAGGUUUUCAAAAGCUUAUCUUUUGAAGAGGGGUCUACUUUGUCUUUCCAUGGCUUGAACUUGAGCAGUCAUGGAUAGCUUCAGUGACGAGGGCGAAGAAUCGCGGUUUUUUGACGCCCUCGAGCACAUUGCACAAGAGCCUGAUGUGGAUAAUGUCUCAUCAUCUAAAGAUUGGGAAUAUGAGCUAUGGACUAGUAUACCUCGAAGUGUUAGGGAGCGCCGCAGCAAAUUCAUUAAAUGGAUGCUGAGCCCCGAUGCAUCUGAGGGAGAGAAUUCUGUGGAUGCCCGUGAUAGUGGUGAUGGUGGUUUUUUCAUUGGAGAUAUUUACAGAAUUAUGGAGGACGAUGGGGCUGUGUUGGGAACUUCAGGUAUCAAAGAUAGUUUCUCUUCUAGCCUCUCUUCUUUGUCUAGUUGGAAUGCUGAUGAUUUGGAUAUGCCCCAUGGAAUCGGUUCAAAUGAUAUCAGUAGGACUUGUAAUGUUGGAACUGAAUUUAGGGUGGUGCAAAAUGACAGGCUAGGAGAGGUUUGGGCCGGUGGGUUGGACCAGUUUCAAUCAUCUGGAAAAUUUGAGGCUCAAUCCUCUCCCUCAGGUCAGCAACUUGUAAAGAGGGAGAUUGAGUUCAAUCAUGAUGCACCUACUUUCAUUGAUAGAUUGAUGGAUAGGUGGUUGAGUAAAUGGCGCUCCAUGAGUUGUAUGAUGAGUGUGAAUGUGAAAGAUGAUAAAGAUGAUGCGAGAUUACAUUGUUUCAGCCAAGCUCAGGGGAAAAAGAAUCGUAGGGUCAAGGUUCAACAUUGUCGGAAAAAGCUAAAAGAACUCUCAGGCCUCUUCACAGGACAAGAUAUCCAAGCCCACGAGGGGUCAAUAUUGGCGAUGAAAUUCAGCCUUGAUGGGCAGUACCUAGCAAGCGCUGGUGAAGACAAGAUUGUGAGAAUAUGGCAAGUGGUGGAAGAUGAGAGAUCAGAAAUGAUUGACAUUCCGGAUGCAGAUCCAUCAUGUGUGUACUUCUCGGUGAAUCAUCUUUCUGAAUUGGCACCUCGCAUAGCGGAAAAAGAUAGAUUUGGUAAAUCUAUGGGGCUGAGAAAGACACCAGACUCUGCCUGUAUUGUUUUCCCUCGAAAGGUUUUCCGUAUUUUAGAGGAGCCAUUGCAUGUUUUCCAUGGACACAGCGGGGAGAUCUUGGAUAUUUCAUGGUCAAAGAAUAAUUGCCUGCUUUCAUCAUCCGUUGAUAAAACUGUUCGCUUGUGGAUGGUCGGGGUUGACCAUUGUGUCAAGGUCUUCCACCAUACAGAUUACGUAACCUGCGUUCAGUUCAACCCUGUCGAUGACGAUUACUUCAUCAGUGGUUCAAUAGAUGGAAAGGUCCGAAUGUGGAGCAUCAGCGGCUCUCAAGUUAUUGACUGGACGGAAACAAAGGACAUAGUCACUGCUGUUUCGUACCGCCCUGAUGCACAGGGAGGGAUCAUUGGUUGUAUUACAGGGACCUGUCACUUCUUCAAUAUAUCAGAUAAUCACUUCCAGCUGGAGAGACAGAUGUGUUUAGCCGGUAAGAAGAAGUCGCCCUGCAAAAGGAUAAUUGGCUUUCAGUUCUUACCACACGACCCAGCAAAAAUCUUGGUUACUUCUGCUGAUUCACAAGUCAGAAUUGUAGAUGGUGCACUAAAUGUGAUCGAAAAAUACAAAGGCCUUCGCAAUACAGGGAACCAGAUUUCUGCCUCGUUAACUCCAUGCGGAAAGCAUAUUGUAUCAGCAUCUGAGGAUUCACAUAUUUAUAUUUGGAGCUAUAAUGGUGAGGGAGAAUCAACUUUCUCACACCCAAAACUUGUUAGGUCAUUCGAAUGCUUCUCAGCUGAUGCCUCCGUUGCUAUAACAUGGCCUGGCUUAAAAUCUAACACGCUCCGCAACAGCUCAGUUCAUUCAUUGCCAUUCUUUUCAUCCACUGGCUUCUCACUAAGCCAAGAUUUUCCCAUAGACUCCAACUCGAGGGGCUCAGCAACAUGGCCGGAGGAAAAGCUUCCUGCACCAAGUCCCCGAGCCAUAACAUCUUCGAUGAGCAAGUCCGAGUACAAGCUCUUCAGGACUUCUUUCCAGAGUUCAUCAACUUCUCAUGCAUGGGGCAUGGUUAUCGUCACCGCUACCUGGGACGGACGGAUUAGGUCAUUCCACAAUUAUGGUCUGCCAAUUCCACUUUAACAUAAGGCAACAUCAGUAUUAGAAACUGGAUAUGAUCUCCUUUGAGAGGCGGCUUUUGUAUGUGCCUGUGAAUUCAUUGCACGAUGGGCUGGCAAGUAACCCUAUCCACUAAAUCGCUACGUAUUUUGGGGGUAUUCGAGGAUUGAGAACCAUUGGGCCCCGUCCGAUGUAAGCACUUAUUUGACAUCAGGUGGGCAACAACAGCUGGCUGGAGUCAAAUAUUUGAAUUCUUGAAAGGGCACAUUGUCAAGAAUAGCUGAGGUUUGCCAUAUCACCUCAUCUUUUCGUUGCUUGGCUUAAUUAUAUCGCUGAUUCUUUAAUUUAUUAAGUCUCGGUGGAUCUUUAUCUGCUGGCCCAUCUGAGAAACUAUGAGAAAGAAACUAUCUCUGCUUGAGAUUGAUGUGCAUUAUAGAGGUGCUCGUGGGGCCUCGAAUUGUCUCUUCCAUACGUUUUUUUCGUGGUGGGACUGUGCUAGAGGAGGGGGUGGUGGCCGGAAUCUGUUGUAGGAAAAGUAGUGGGGAAUGGUUUCUUUGUGGCUGCAUAAUUGAGUUUUCAUUUGUCUGCCAUUUUGAUUCUUGAUGGAAUAGUGAAAGGGAUUACUA